Molecule: messenger RNA, 4219 nt
Organism: Xiphophorus maculatus (southern platyfish)
Lineage: Eukaryota; Metazoa; Chordata; Actinopteri; Cyprinodontiformes; Poeciliidae
Gene: snx19a
Product: sorting nexin-19-like
Exons: 14
Coding region: 908-3904 (998 amino acids)
Cellular component (GO): intracellular membrane-bounded organelle; early endosome membrane
Molecular function (GO): phosphatidylinositol binding
Source: RefSeq, a predicted model, not a curated record
UAAGGAGGGGGAAACGAGGGAGUGAUGCUGGCUGAAUCGCCCAGCCCUCCUCCGAGCAGGACGGGGUGCACCUCUCUUCCUCUCUGCUCAGAGCUGCUUUCUCUCAGCCCUCAGCCAUUUUGGAAAGGAAAAAAGUGGCUGCUUUCUCUCUCCCUCUCUCAUUACGUGGCAUAGCAUUGGAGACGUUUCGGCUGUUGCACUUUGGAAAUAAUCUGUUUGCAGGACAAAAAAAACCAAAAAAAACUGAGAGGCAACCAAAAACCUGUAUCCAUCGUGACUUUUUUUUUUUUCUUUAUUUACGGAGCUCCUCUCCUCUCUAGAGUUUUCUUUAACAACUUUCGCUCCACUUUUGUUGACAGAUCAUUUGGCUCUCGUCUCUGUUCAGUUAUAUCUUUUGCCCAUCCCUCAGACUAAUUUUGUGUAACAGAAUUUAAGACAAAGGGAUAUGUCCAGAUUUUGGCAGCACUAAGAAAAGACAGAGCUGAAGCCAAGGAUCCUGCUGGGAUCCAAAAAAGCCAAGCAGAAUGAAGCAUCAAAAAAAGAAAAAAAGAAAGGAAGAAAAAAAGAAAACACCACCCUUUCCUUUGCUUGGUCACAAAUUCCACUUUCUCUGUAGCCAGCCCUGCGCUGCGCCUCCUCCUCAUCCACAUCUCACCGCAUUCAACCUUUUGCCAUUUCUCUCUUGCCGUACCAUUUUUUUUCAAAGGCGAUUUGAGGUUUUGUACCCUGGAAAAUAGGGACCGGACAGCGGGUUAUGAGGGCGUAACUGGGAGUGAACGAGGGAAUAUUAUCAAUUCACUUUCGGGUGUUAUUUAGAUUUUUUUUUUUUACCUCGUUACUUUCUCUGAAUCGUUGCUUUGCUGCCUGUAGUUUUUUUGGCCAUUUGUGUCUUACUGUAAGGGUGUGCAUGGACCACCACGUGUUUGGUUUUUGUUAUUUACGCCAAAGCACCGGCCUGCACUGCUCCUCAAGCCUGACUUCAUCUGAUUUUAGAGGACAUUUGACCAUCAGGUCCAGCCUGUGUCCCCUGCUGGUUGCCUGCAACACACAGCAAUUAGACCAUAAACUGACUCUCCACACAACAUUGAGACGGAUACCAUCUGUUUCUGUGGAAACAACACUCUCCUCAACCAGGAAGGACGUCAUCUUCCAUAUUUUUGUGAUGCCCUCUUCAAAGAGCUCCACUCACUGGACUUUGUUGGAGUUAUUCGGCCAGCGGAGGCUCUUGGGUUUCGGCGCCAUACUGGCAUGGCUCAUCCUGUUCCAUCUGCUGGUGAAUGUGUGGCUGCUCUGCAUCUUCACCAGCCUUCUGGUGGUUCUUGGUGGUUGGCUCGGCUCCCGAGCUGCCCUGGAUGCUAACAGUUUCCUACAUCUGGAACAUUUUUUACCCCUGGGGAAAGUUAACCCUCCUCUAUGUUCCCCUGAGCACGAGUGGAGGCUGGACCAUGAGAUCCACUGUGCGGUCCACAAGGCAGUACGUGACUUUGUGUCUUCGUGGUACCGCACCCUGCUUCCUGAGGUGGAAGGAGAGUUUGAACGAGCUGUGCGUCACUCAAUGCUGGAGUCGGUGAUGGAGCUGAAGGAGCGUGCGCGGCGAGUGGACAGGAAAGCUCUGGUUCAGCGGCUCUUAGAGCUGUAUGGCUGUCACCUGCAGAGCUACAUGACUGUGAGGCAGAUCCAGUCGGCGCAAAAGGAGAGCAGUGGCCAGUGGCAGCUCUACAGUAAAGUCGAGUCUCCUCAUCCAGCUGUGAGCAGCUCCACUGCUGAGCUCAACUACACCCGAGCGUUGGUUAAACUUGUGUUGCAUGUUCUCGUCCCAUACCCUCAGAUGGAAACUAGGACCGGGGGUUACAUGGUGACAGAGCUCAUCACCUGCAAUGUGCUGUUGCCAUUGAUAAGCCGGGUUUCCGAUCCCGACUGGCUCAAUCAGACCAUUGUGGACAUAUUCACCAAAACCAGAGAAUCACAGGAUAUUAGCGUGGAUGACCCCUCUGUCGGCGCACUGUAUAAAGGUCAUGGACGUGAGGAGUCGUGGACUACUUGCAAGUCGCUGUCUAUCUCCGAUCAGACCGAUUUCAGCUCCAAAAACACCUCUGUUGAUUUAGAUGAGCCUCAGAGCCAGAGUGCGAACUCUGGGACAGACUUGUCUCAAAGCAGGCUGGUCAGCCUCACGUCUACCAGCCGCACAUCCAGCUACCAACCAGGCUUAAACACACCGUCCAAGGUGAACUGCUGCUCACUCACAUCAGGCCAGUAUAAACAGUCAUCAGAGACCAAAACCGUUUCUGCAGACCCACUUCUCCAUUCGGACUCAGAUGAUGACCUGACAGCAAGUGCUUGCGACUGCGCUCCCACCACCAACCUCUGUAACCUUCUCCCUGUAAAUGAUGAAGAAGCCUGCGGUUGUUUUCAACCUCUGAGAAAUUUUGGAUCGAAGGUGGUUGAGCCCAAAGACUCCCAGUGGCCAGCUGGCAUUGCUCAGGACAAAUCCCCAGUUUGUCCCCCCAAAAAGCUUUGCCUGACCUCGUACAGCUUUGAUCUGUCCAGGGGCCCGACUACGACGCCAUUCAGAGUCCAGAACGUUCACAUUUCUGGCACAGUCAAUGUGAAGGAGCAGAGGAGCGCUGGCACACAUCCCUACACACUCUACACUCUCAAGUUUGAGACGGUGGCUGAUGGCGACUGCACAGGUGCUGCACCACCGGCAGUCUGUCACACCGUUAACCGCAGAUACAGCGAGUUCCUCAACCUGCAAGCACGCUUGGAGGAGAAGCCAGAGCUCAAGAAACUAAUCCGAAAUGUCAAAGGCCCAAAGAAAAUAUUUCCUGACCUUCCUUUUGGCAGCCAGGACGGCGAGAAGGUUGAAGCUCGUAAAAGCCAGCUGGAUACCUUCCUGAAGCAAUUAAACAGUACUCCUGAGACAGCUAACAGUGAAGACAUGCAGGAGUUCCUGGCUAUCAACUCAGAUGUUUGCACGUAUUUUGGAAGAAAGCCCUUAACAAAGUCAAGAAUUGAUAAGAUGAUGGAAAAUGCUUUAGAUACUCUGAGGACAGCAUUCCCUCAUCCUGAGCUUUUCAGUCCAACCGAGGACAUUGAGGGUGAUACUGACGGAAGAACAAUGGACUACAGAAAGUACAGGAGGCUUUUCCCAAGUAAAGUUUCUCAGUCGCUCAAUAUUCCAGAUCUCCAUCCUAAAGUGACAUACUGCUUCAGUGAAGGCAGCUCUGUGCUCAAUGGCAUGUCACUGUGUGGCUUGGAGAACUUCGUCAGAGAGCAGGAAAGACUUAUUGGUGGACCAAACAUGACAGAAACAGUCAAGCCGAGCUACGAGCUGAAAGCUAAAGACAAGAAGAUAUCAGGGAAAACUCAUGGGACAGACACAGCUGUGGCAGAUGUUGCUUUGAACAUUUUGUGCCUGCUGAUGAAGGAUCAUUGGAGCUGGCUCUGCACAGAGAACAUCCAGAAGGCCAUCAGACUUCUCUUUGGCACCUUCAUUGAAAGAUGGCUGGACAUAGGCGCUGCCCACCUAACCAGCGCCCCCUGCUGGGUGAUUUACCUCCAGGUCUUGCAAGAAGCUGUGUGGCCAGGUGGGACGCUGCCUGCUCAACCUCGGCCUGAACGAAGUGUUGCUGAAAAAAAGGAAACUAAGGAGCAAUGUCUGAACUGCCUAAUGCAGCUGCUUCCUGAGUUAAUAGCUGAUAUGUUGGGAAGCGAGAAGUACAGACUGAGCUUGGAGACCAUGCUGGAGUCUUUACAGGACUAUCAGAUAAACAAGCAUUUGAUCUACAGCAUCUGUGACCUGCUGCUGGAGUUUCUGAUCCCUGAGUCCAGCGAUGUGACCUUUCAGAGAUCUCUGCUGCAGAGCCUGACUAAAGACACAGAGAGAAACAGUCUUCAUAUGUGAUAAACAUCUGGGACACACAGAGAAAUGUAGCCAUUUGAUGCUCAAUGCACAUUAUAGUUGUCUGAUGAAUAUAAUAUGGUCAUAAAGUCUAUCGUAUACAAUCGCUGUGGAGUCAUGGUGCAGCAGGUAUUACUGCAGAGGAUAAUGAAAUGUAAAUAUGCAGUGAUAUAAAGACAGAACACACAAGAAAUGCUUUCAGACAAUAGAUCAAAAGGAAGAAAUAAUCUCAUUUGUAGAUUUACCUCACUUAAUCUGCAAGUUUAGCCACAUUGUGAAUACUUGAAAAGUUUGAUAAAUACAAAACUGUGCUCUUUU